UAUCUUCAUCCUCCCCAUAAUCCCAUUUGCAAUUGCAGCGACAUUUCUGAAUUCUGACAUCCAUCCACCUUAUCUUCACAAUUCACACUUCAUCCUAAAACCCUCUAAAAACCCUCCUAUUUUCUCUCUCCUCACUUCUUCAAUGGCGCCAAAUCAAAUCCUCCAUUAAAAUCCUCAAGCUCCAAGCUCAUCUCCUCCCCUAAUGGACAUCUCAUCCCCUUUCAAACCCCUCCCAAAAUGCGGGGAUCUCUCCUUCUCAUCCUCCUUCCAGUCUUUCUCUCUCCAAAUCCCUCUCAAUAAAUCCCAACCCGCUUUCCGGCACCGCCGAAUAGUGGCGGUUUCCGCCCUAAACCCUCAAGAACUCCCCCAAACCAGCCCUCAAAGACUCCUCAAAGAGUUAGCUGAGCGCAAAAAGGUAAUUUCCCCAAAGAAACAAGCACCCCCUAGAAAAUACAUCCUUAAACCCCCUUUGGAUGAUGCUAAAUUAGCUCAAAGAUUCCUAGAUAGUCCCCAAUUAUCCCUUAAACAAUUCCCUCUAUUAAGCUCUUGUUUACCCUCCUCUAAGCUUAACCAUGUCGAUAAAGCUUGGAUUGAUGAGUACUUGCUUGAGGUUAAACAAGCUUUAGGGUACCCUUUGGAACCUUCGGAUAGUUUAGGGGAUGAUAAUCCUGCUAAACAGUUUGAUACUUUGUUGUAUUUGGCAUUUCAGCACCCUUAUUAUGUUUCUUGUUCUAGGGUGAGUGCUAGGCAUGUGAAAUAUGGGCAUGCUAGGUUGAACUUUGUGGGGCAAUACGUGCUCGAAUUGGCGUUGUGUGAGUUCUUUUUGCAGCGGUAUCCGAGGGAGUCGCCUGGGCCGAUGAGAGAGAGGGUGUUUGCUUUGAUGGGGAAGAGGUUCUUGCCUAAAUGGAUUAAGGUUGCUGGUUUGCAUAAUUUGGUUUUCCCUGUUGAUGAUAUUGAUAGAUUGAGGCACUCUGAGAGGGAGCCUCCUUCAAAGUCUGUGUUCUGGGCUCUUUUUGGAGCUAUAUACCUGUGUUAUGGGAUGCCAGAAGUUUAUCGUGUACUUUUUGAAGUGUUUGGGAUGGACCCUGAAGAUGAAGACUGCCAGCCGAAGAAAAGAAGGCAACUUGAAGAUGUUGAUUAUGUUUCUGCUGAGUUUGAAGGCAGAAAACUCAGCUGGCAAGACGUAGCUACAUAUAGGCCUCCUGAAGAUGCUCUUUUUGCACAUCCAAGGGUUUUCAGAGCUUGUGUACCCCCAGGCAUGCAUCGGUUUCGAGGUAACAUAUGGGAUUUUGAUAGCAGACCCCAAGUUAUGAAAACACUGGGUUAUCCUUUGACAAUGAACGAUAGAAUUCCGGAGAUCACUGAAGCUAGGAAUAUUGAGCUUGGACUUGGGCUGCAGCUUUGUUUCCUGCACCCAUCAAAACACAAAUUUGAACAUCCUAGGUUUUGUUUUGAGCGACUGGAGUAUCUCGGCCAAAAGAUCCAGGAUCUAGUGAUGGCUGAAAGACUAUUAAUGAAACAUUUGGAUGCUCCUGGAAAAUGGCUUGAAGAGAAGCAUCGCCGUGUGCUCAUGAACAAGUUCUGUGGAAAGUACUUGAGGGAGAAGUUCCUUCACCGUUUUAUAAUAUACUCUGAUCAGGUUCAAGAUGCUUACGAGCACAAUCGGAGGCUUAGAAAUCCUGCCACACAAUCUGUUUGUCAAGCUAUUCAUGGCCUCUCUUACGCGGUUUAUGGUAAGCCUGAUGUGAGACGCCUGAUGUUUGAGAUAUUUGAUUUUGAGCAAAUACAGCCAAAACUUGUAUGAAUUAAUUCAUUUCUGUAGAUUUUUAGGUAACAGUAACAUGUAUCUUUUGGUUGCAAUAUCAGUAUAGGGGGGGGGGGGUGUAAAAAUAUGCAUUUCUCCCAUCCUACCUCUAAUAACAUUUUGUAUAAUUUUUAUGAUGAUAGUACAAGUUACGCAGCUA
Messenger RNA from Spinacia oleracea (spinach), 1964 nucleotides. RefSeq names its product ribonuclease III domain-containing protein RNC1, chloroplastic. Gene Ontology annotation, cellular component: nucleus. Lineage: Eukaryota; Viridiplantae; Streptophyta; Magnoliopsida; Caryophyllales; Amaranthaceae. The record is from RefSeq and is a predicted model, not a curated record. Gene Ontology annotation, molecular function: ribonuclease III activity; double-stranded RNA binding. Gene Ontology annotation, biological process: RNA processing; regulation of gene expression. Bases 203 to 1804 code for a protein of 533 amino acids. The transcript is spliced from 5 exons.